Molecule: messenger RNA, 3459 nt
Organism: Metarhizium guizhouense ARSEF 977
Lineage: Eukaryota; Fungi; Ascomycota; Sordariomycetes; Hypocreales; Clavicipitaceae
Source: the annotation of a GenBank genome assembly
AUGAAGCAGGAGAGCAUACUGUUAAGCGUGGCACAGGUCAAUCUGAUGAAUUCGGGAAAGCGUUGGAAAUUCUUCUGCGACCACUUGCUACGUAUGAAAAAUCCCUGGCAUAUCAUCGCAAUUCAAGACUUUGUGCCCGACAACAUCGUCUUCCCACGUAAGAAAGUGAGGGAGCAUUACAACAUCUAUUUCCAGCGAACCGGACCAGUACUUCGCGACCAUCACCGGAUGCACAGAGAUGCAGAGCCUUCGCAAAAACGUGCCUGGGGAGGAGCCAAGAAACCGGCUGAGCCAUCAGAGAACCCAGACGGAGAAAAAAAAGGCCUUAGUCCACCCCCUGUCAAUAACAAAGUUGCCUUCUUGGUCGCCAAACAUAUCCCCGAAGAAGAUUGGCGCGUGACAAUGCCGGACUGGGGGCAAGGCAUGGUGGCUUCGCUGAAUCUCGAAACGCCAGACGGACCCAUGAGGAUUCACAACGUGUACAAUAAGAAACAGGCCGGUACCACAGCCUUCUUUGAACAGCUGACCCUGCACUGCUGCGGCGAUAAUGACAUCCUGAUUGGAGACUUCAAUCUCCAUCACGAGCUGUGGUCGGGUCCUUCGAUUGAGCGAAAAAAGGUCAGUCUCGCUGCCAAGAUACUCGCCGGCAGAACCCAAGAGGCGGACAUGAUGAUGUGCGUCAAGCCUGGGGCCGCGACAUAUACCAAGUCCAAGAACAACUCGUACGAAUCAACGUUGGACCUCGUCUUUGUUGGCAAAGCAUGGUGUAGCCCAGAGCCAGUCUGGUCUGUUCUGAAAGUCACCGGCUUCGACGAAUGCGAUCAUCGCGUUUGUGAAACUUUGAUUAAUGCCACGCCGAGGGUCGACGUCAACAUCUUUAGGGUUUGGAACCAAACCGACGUGAAGGAGUACCGAGCUGGCGCCAAAAAAUUAACGGAACGGGUACGCCUCAUGCCGUUGCAAACACGAACCGAAAUCGACCGUUCACUCGCGGCAUUCGUCUCUGGCUUGGAGGACGUGAUCCAACAAUGCGUACCAAGUCGCGAUAGCUACCAGCAUGAACCCCCAAAACCAACGCCUCAUCCAAAUGCCACCGCAACACCCAGGCUGUGGGGGAUUUGGCAAACGGCGAGGUGGCCAAAAAACCGGUCCAAACCUGUCGUACAGUCUUUCACCCCGGACUUUGAGUGGGAGGGCGAGAAAGCGUCCACCGCCGAGAAAAAGGCCGACAUGUUUGGUGAAUCCAUCUACGGCCCAGGCAAGCUCAGCAGAUUGGAAGCAGUCGAUCCCCUUCCAGUGGAGACAUACGAAGCACCACAUACAUCACUUGACGAGACAGACUUCCACUUCUGCGAGGAAGGCGAGGUUGGGCGUCUCAUUAGCAGCCUGCCGAAACGCAAGUCCUCGGGAAGCGAUGGUAUCGCAAACGAAGCGCUGAAGAUGGCAAAAGACAUCAUCACUCCUUAUUUAGAAGCGUUUUUCAAAGCGUGCGGCCAGCUAGGAUACUUCCCAAAGUACCUUAAAAAGUCAAAGUCCAUCCUCUUUUUCAAGGAAGGGAAAGAGGCAAACGAUCCCAAGGCCUAUCGCCCCAUCUCGUUACUGUCAAGCAUUGGAAAGCUGUUUGAAAAGAUGAUUGCAGACAGAUUGAUCAAGAUACACAAAAGCUAUCGUUCCAAUGAUCCAAGAAAUCCACUGCCUUUGAUGCAAUUUGGCGGUCUACCUGGCAGGUCUACGACUUUGGCUUUGCAAGCCGUCACGUGUUUUGUUCAAAAUACAUGGAGACUCGAAAAAUUGAAUCGUAGACAAAAACGAUACCUUCGUCGCUUCGCCAGCAUUUUGGGACUUGAUAUCUCGGGUGCAUAUCCACGCGUGGACCGCGACGCACUCAUCAAAGCCCUGGUGUCCAAGGGUAUCCCCUUAUACAUCGUCAGAUGCAUUCAUUCUUUUCUGUGUGACCGCACCACCACUCUCCUCAUCCCCGGCCACGGGCCUCAAGAAUUCUUUGAGAAUGGGGGCCUUCCACAAGGAAGUUGCCUGUCGCCCAUUUUGUUCCUCAUCUUUGCCGCACCUCUCCUCGAACCCCUCGAGGGAUUCGACGAGUUUCAAGUCCAGUUUCUUGCUUUUGUGGAUGAUACCUACAUUCUGGUUGCUUCAAAAAGUCAUGAGGAAAACUGUAGAAUUCUGGAAGUCGCACAUCAGAGGCUUAUUGAUUGGGCUGAAGCGCACUCUGUCAAAUUCGGUCCCGAAAAAUACGGCCUUAUGCACUUUUUACGUCCCAAGGGGAGGAAUGCCAACCAGCCACAGGUGAAGAAAAGGCCGCGCAUCGAAGGUCUUCCCCCGAAUAAGAUUCUCUUCAAGGAGAACUGGCUCAAGAUCCUCGGCGUGAAGGUCGAUCACACGCUCUCAUGGAAGAAACAAGUGGAGAACAUCAAAGAGAAGGCCGAAAAGGCGAAGCAGCGUUUGCGAUGGACGUCUUCGUCGGUGCGGGGGCACAAUCUUGUUGGCAUGCGUCGGAUGUAUCUUGGCAUGGUGCAAAGCAUCCUCACCUAUGCCGCUCCGGUCUGGGGUUUCAGACCACGGGUUGAGAAGAGCUGUCCCCAAAUCAACGCGAACCUUCUCCAUGAACUGGAUAAGUGGCAGCAUCAGUGCCUCCUAUUCAUAGCGGGCGCCUUCAAAAGCACGCCUCGCAUGGUCAUAUACAAGGAGCUCUUUGUGCACAAGCUCUCGGACGUCCUUUACUACAAGGCCCUUGAGCAUUACGCACUAAAUGUCUCAUCGGUACACAUGAUGAUAUUCCACGGAGACCCGCAGGAUGGCGAGAAAGGGGCGCUUUACGCAGUUGCCGCGGAAGCCCAGAAGCUCUUGGACCCUGCUAGGAAGCGAUUUGAGAAAAGGCACGAUCCAAAAAAGAAACCCGGGGCGUGGGAAGACAGCAAAUACGCAGAAGAUCGCAAGCAGGCUAUUAAGAAGGAGGCUAAAAAACAGCUCAACGAUUGUUCUGCCGCCGCCUGGAAAACCUACCAAGCCGAAUUUAAAUCCGACUUUAAUCUGUACAACUUUGCUCUCAACGAAGACUGGGGCCCCAAGAACUUGGAACGCUAUAAAAAGCUAAAUCGCAAGCAGUGCACUAUCUUGCUCCAGUGCCGCACAGGCUUCAUCGGCCUUCAAAAGUAUCUCAGCAUGCGCAAGCUCGUGAGCCUGCCCAGAUGUCGCCGUGGUUGUAGCGCCGACGAGACCGUUAAACACUUGUUUGAACGUUGCAGAGAUCCGACGCUGGUCGAGGCCCGGAUCAAGCUACAGUCGGAGACUGGGGAGAGCGAUACGGGCCUACUGUUGGAAAACCAUCCUGUCCAGGCGGCCAAUUUUGCGAUCGAGUACUUUAACCUGGACCAGUUUUCGGGACAGAAACCGCCCCCUACCAGCCAACCCUCCCAACAGGGGGGUGAUGCCUCUCUGUAG